AACAUAGCACAUUUGUUAAGCCUUUUUCUCUUAGUUCUCUCAUCUUUUUCGAGUUACGUUUAACAAUGGCGGAUAUCAGUCCAUUGCUUCCGGUUUCCAGCUCCGAUGGAUCAUCCGAUCUGACGGGUCAGGCUACCUGCCGGAGACCCAUCAAAGUGGUGGUUUCGAUAUUUUUCGGGUUGUUAACGGUUGGCUUGUUUGCUGCAUUGUUGAUUAGAAACAAUGGGUCAGUUGAUUAUGUUGACGUGCAUGAAAAUGAACGUGGUUCAUUGGCUUCGAUGGCCUUCGAGAAGGCUGAGAAUUUAAAGCCGGUUUCACGUGGCCUGGCUGCCGGGGUAUCGGAGAAAUCAAACUGGGUUUUUGGCGGCGAUUUACCGGACUAUCCAUGGAACAAUAGCAUGUUAUCAUGGCAAAGAACAGCUUUUCACUUUCAACCUGAAAAGAAUUGGAUGAAUGAUCCUAAUGGUCCAUUAUUCUACAAGGGGUGGUAUCAUUUGUUCUAUCAGUACAACCCAAACGCUGCCGUUUGGGGCCACAUAGUUUGGGGCCAUGCUGUAUCCAAAGAUUUGAUCCAUUGGCUUCACCUCCCAUUAGCAAUGGCUGCCGAUCAGUGGUACGACAAAAAUGGUGUCUGGACAGGUUCUGCAACCAUCCUUCAUGAUGGUAAAAUUGUUAUGCUUUAUACAGGGUCCACCACCGAGGGUGUUCAAGUUCAAAACCUAGCUUAUCCAGCCGACCAAUACGAUCCGCUCCUCGUCCAUUGGGUCAAGUACCCUCGGAACCCGGUUCUGGUCCCACCACCGGGCAUCGGUCCCAAUGAUUUCCGCGAUCCGACCACCGCCUGGUUAACCUCCGAAGGCAAAUGGAGGAUUACCAUAGGGUCCAAGAUCAAUAAAACUGGCAUAGCUUUGGUGUAUGAUACUAAGGACUUCAUAAACUACGAGAUGUUAGAUGGGUUACUUCAUGCUGUGCCUGGCACUGGCAUGUGGGAAUGUGUGGAUUUCUUCCCUGUUUCGGAAACCGAAAACAAUGGCUUGGAGACGUCCAUUAAUGGACCUGGAGUUAAGCAUGUGGUGAAAGCAAGUCUGGAUGAUGACAGACAUGAUUACUAUGCCAUUGGGACUUACAAUGAUCGCAAUGGUACAUGGAUUCCAGACCGUCCCAACAUCGAUGUCGGUAUCGGAUUAAGGUACGAUUAUGGGAUAUACUAUGCUGCCAAGACUUUCUAUGAUCAAAACAAGAAGAGAAGAGUGUUGUGGGGUUGGAUUGGCGAAUCCGAUAGUGAGGCAGCAGAUGUGAAAAAAGGAUGGGCAUCUGUUCAGAGCAUUCCGAGGACGAUUUUGUUCGAUAAGAAGACCGGAACUCAUCUGCUUCAAUGGCCAGUGGAAGAAAUAGAUAGUUUAAGGUUGAAAGGCAAAGAAUUUAACCAAGUGAGAAUCCAGGCAGGAUCUGUCGUUCCUCUAGAUAUUGAUUCAGCAACACAGUUGGAUAUCAUAGCUGAGUUCAAGAUCGAUAGCGAUGCUUUGGAGAAAGCAACCGGGUCGUCCGAUGCAUCGUUUGACUGCGCGACCAGCGGUGGAGCUGCCGAGCGUGGUGCAUUGGGACCAUUUGGUCUGUUGGUGCUUGCAGACGAGAGGCUGAGGGAGCAGACUCCUGUGUAUUUCUACAUGACAAAAGGAUCCGAUGGCAAUCUGAAGACAUUCUUUUGCAACGAUCAAUCUCGAUCAUCUAAAGCAUCCGAUGUUGAUAAACACAUAUAUGGGAGCUUGGUUCCUGUUCUGAGAGGCGAAAAUUUAUCCAUCAGAAUAUUGGUGGAUCAUUCGAUAAUCGAAAGCUUUGGACAAGGAGGAAGAACAGUGAUUACAUCAAGGGUUUAUCCGACAAAAGUGAUAUAUGGAGCAGCUAAAGUGUUUUUAUUCAACAAUGCAACGGAACUCAAUGUAACUGCUUCACUUAAGAUAUGGCAGAUGAACUCUGCAUUUAUUCAGCCAUAUCCAAAUUUAUGAACAUUUCCAAUACUCCCAAGAGAGAGAGAGAGAGAGAGAAAAGCCAAUUUAUGCAAACAUCCUCGGCCACUGUCUCAAAGCUUAAUCAGCAGCCAUGUUUGGUUGCCAUUUUAGCACCCUUAGCCUAGCUUAACCUUUCUUUCCCGCCUGUAAAAUAUUUUUAUUCUUAUAAUAGAUUCCGUUAGUUGCUUUUCAUGUUCUUCAA
Messenger RNA from Gossypium raimondii (Peruvian cotton), 2211 nucleotides. Its product is annotated as acid beta-fructofuranosidase. Lineage: Eukaryota; Viridiplantae; Streptophyta; Magnoliopsida; Malvales; Malvaceae. Gene Ontology annotation, molecular function: beta-fructofuranosidase activity. Bases 66 to 2006 code for a protein of 646 amino acids. The transcript is spliced from 6 exons. Gene Ontology annotation, biological process: carbohydrate metabolic process. The record is from RefSeq and is a predicted model, not a curated record.